GGUCACAAAGGCGGUUGCCAGGCGCCCGGAGGAGAAAAGUUGCGGCCCGGGAACAGCAGCCGCCACUCUGGAGCGUGCGGCCGGCGGAGUUCAGCAGAUGAGGCCGUAGGAAGAGUCUGGGAUUAAGUCUAUCAGAGUUAACCACCUCCCCUGUGACCACCCUGCCAGGAUGGUGCACCAGGGCGGCCUGAUCUUGGAUACAUGCUAUCAGGUCACAUCAAGCAUCCAAAGCCUUUCACAGGCUGUUUGGAAUAGCGACCUGCCCCCUGGGAGUCCACUUCUCUUCCUGAGCAGCCCAGAUAGCUGAGCACAGUGUGAGAAAGGACCUGCAUAGAUCAGGAGAAACUCAGCAGGACUGUCAAUGGCAGGAUACCAGCUCUGGUCACCAUGGACCCCACUGGACGAGAGCUUCCAAUGGCUGCGGCACACGACACCCACACCUUCUUCUAAGCACCCUUUCAGGGCUUCCCCCUGCAUCCCACAUACUCCUUCUGACCUUGAGGUGCAGCUGUGCUUUCAAGAGGUCACUCUAGUCCUAGACAGCCCAUUCCUGGAAACUGGGGUGAGUCCCAAGUUGCCCUGCCACACCUCAGAGCUCCAAAAAACGAAUAACAAGAAAGGGCUGGUCAGGAAGCCCCAGCCCGUGCGCCUCAGCGGGGUGGAUUCCGUUUUUGGCAGGGUCAUCACGGCGCAGCCGCCAAAGUGGACUGGGACCUUCCGAGUGUCAGACAAGUCAGCCUUUUGCAAAAUCAUCAGCCGGGAGCACCAGUGGCCCACGGGCCUUAAGGAGCCCCAGAUUCAGAUGACGGUGACCAUGUGCAAGCAGAUGCUGCGCUCCAUCCUCCUGCUGUACGCAACAUACAAGAAGUGCACCUUCGCGCUUCAGCACUCCAAGUAGCAGGCUGGCGACUUAUCCCCACGCCACGCCCUCUGCCGUGUGCUGGAAGCUGACAGAGCCUGUGCAUGUAAAGGAAACUGUGCCAUCGCUCCAGCUGCCUUGUUUUUCUGGCAAGCAGUGACACCUCAGGAGCUCCCUUCCUACCUUCCCCUGCAGAAAGGGGCCAGGGACAGAGCCAGGGAGAACACUUCCAUUGUAAAGCUGAACCACCAUUUAAAAGAGUCAAACUAGAAUUGACAUGUAUAUGUGAUAAAGGACCAUUAAAUGAACCAUAUAAAGCACAAGCCUAGUGUGAAAUCACUUAACCUCUAAGAUGGCAGUGAGUUGAGGGAACAAAGGGUGUCGUGGAAAGAGAUUUUGAGUUCAAAGAAUAUGCAUGUGGGUCACAUAGCAAUGUAAAAAACAACCUCCCCCACCGAAACAACAAAACCAGACACCUUAACACCACCAGAGAGCACAAAAAUGGGUAGAAAUGUUAAAUAUUAAAUAGUUACAGCCUGACAAGAAAGAACUUGCUAGCAACACUGAAACUGGAGACACAGAGCUCCCCAUUCUAGCUGAAGGGUACUCCUAAUGUUUUAUUCCUUGUAAUUAGAUUUUAGGUACAACCUGAACACUGUGGAAAUAAAAUGAGCAUAAAGUCAACAGGAGUUUAUGCUGCCUUUCCCCCUUCCGCCUUAUAUCUACAUGACAACCACAACAUUUAAACAGUAGCCAACACAUUCCUUUGAUUUUCUCUCUGCCUUAACAAGAUAGUCAUCAUUUCUGCAAAGAUGUCACAAAGACCUUCUCAUCUCAAAUAAAAGGAAACAUGACUAAUAAAACUAAUUUGUUGGCACUAAUCUAUUAUUUCUCCACACAAACCCCAAUUCAAUUCCACCUAAUUCCUGAAUAAUGAAGGAAAUCCAGGAACAGGAAUAAGGCAGCUGAGACACAACUUCAAACAGACUUUAUUUGUAGAACUGGUACAAGCCUAAUUCUAGAAAAAAUAUCAGUUUCAAAACUAGCUCAGCGCCCAGAACCAGGACUACUACUCCACAGCACAGCUACCCUCACCCCAACUGGUAAGUGAUGCUACCGUGAGCUAAGAGCAAGGGUCCCCGGUGAUGCCAGACAGUCUGCGAAAUACACACAAGAUAGGAUGUGUCCAGAGAGGCAAGUACCAGACUUCAAACCUGAACACAAAAUGCUAAGAGGCGGGGAGGGCGUCAGUGUGUGCUAAUCAGAGGCAUCGUCGCUGUCAUCACUAGCUUGCUCGUUUUCUGCAUCACUUGCUUCAUCAUCUUCACCAUCCUACGGGGCAAAGGAGAAUUCAGUAUUUUAGGUCAUCUGGUGACCCCAUGAGUUGCAGUACUGCUCCCACAGGAUACAUGCUGUGUUGUAUCAUUGUUAAAAUCAACAGUAAAUAUUAAAACAUUCCUUUGAAA
Molecule: messenger RNA, 2325 nt
Organism: Talpa occidentalis (Iberian mole)
Lineage: Eukaryota; Metazoa; Chordata; Mammalia; Eulipotyphla; Talpidae
Gene: FANCD2OS
Product: FANCD2 opposite strand
Exons: 3
Coding region: 362-898 (178 amino acids)
Source: RefSeq, a predicted model, not a curated record